Molecule: messenger RNA, 2155 nt
Organism: Chinchilla lanigera (long-tailed chinchilla)
Lineage: Eukaryota; Metazoa; Chordata; Mammalia; Rodentia; Chinchillidae
Gene: Sh2d3a
Product: SH2 domain containing 3A
Exons: 9
Coding region: 204-2018 (604 amino acids)
Biological process (GO): positive regulation of peptidyl-serine phosphorylation; small GTPase-mediated signal transduction
Molecular function (GO): guanyl-nucleotide exchange factor activity; phosphotyrosine residue binding
Source: RefSeq, a predicted model, not a curated record
GCCGGUGACCGGGCGUGGCUCCCAGGUGGGGCAGAGCCCGGCGGGGGCGCAGACAGAGUGGCCCGCGGAGCCGCAGAUCCUCAAGCCUGUGCCUGUCCGCAGCCGCGCUGGAGCCCCGCGGGUCCGGCUCAGAUGUGGAAGAUCAAGUCCUACUGAAAGUGUGCAGAGCCCAACCGAGGCACUCUGUGCCCCGAAGGGGCUCCAUGCAAGUGCCACAGGAUGGAGAAGACCUCGCCCACCAACCCUGGUACCACGGUGCCCUGUCGCGCCAGAAGGCUGAAGCUCUUCUUCUCCAAGAUGGUGACUUCCUGGUUCGCACCUCUGGAUCCCGUGGGGACCACCCUGUGAUCUCAUGCCGCUGGCGGGGGUCUGCUCUACAUUUCGAGGUGUUCCGUGUGACCCUGCGUCCCCGACCGGGCCGGCCUGCGGCCCUCUUUCAGCUGGAGGAUGAGAGAUUCACAAGCAUGCCGGCACUGGUGUACAGUUACGUGACUGGCCGGCGCCCACUGUCCCAAGCCACGGGGGCUGUGGCCUCCAGGCCAGUGGUCCGGCAGGGGCCUCUGCAGCGCAGCUUUAGCGAGGAAACCCUUCUGGGCAGCCCAGUUCGGACAGAGUCUUUCAGGGCUAGGAAGUGGAGCAGCAGUCAGCCUGCAGACUUGGAGCAUACAGGCCAGGCCACAGACACCCACUGCGGACCAGGAGCCUCCACUGGGCCCCUACCUGCCCUGCUCCGGAUGGGCAGCGAUCCCGUGUUGCUGAAGGCCCCAGCUCCCUUGGGAGCCACUGCGGACAGCCUCAGAGCCUCCGAUGGGCAGCUUCACGCCAAGGCACCAACCAAGCCCCCCAGGGCUCCCUCACUGACAUUUUCUGAUGCCUCUGGACUCCCCACAACGUACUGUGAGCUGGUUCCCCGAGUGCCCAGCACCCAGGGAGCAUCCCCUGGCCAAAGCUGUUCACAGCCGGAGGCCCCGUGGUGGGAGGAUGAAGAGGAGGAAGCCGAGGAGGAGGACGGCUGUUUUGCAAGACCACAGGGCGAGGUCUCCUUUUGCCUUCCUGAUAAACCCUCCUGCCUGCUGGGCCCCCAGAAUCGGCCCCUGGACCCCAAAGUCCUGUGUACUCUCCGUGGCUUGUUCCUGGAGCACCAUGCUGAGAGCACCGCCCUCCACCUGCUGCUGGUGGAUUGCCAGGCUGCAGGCCUCCUGGGAGUGACCAAGGCCCAGCGAGUGGCCAUGGGGGUCCGCUCUGGCCUGGAGCUGCUCACCCUUCCCCAGGGGCACCGUCUGAGGUUGGACCUGCUGGAGAGGCUGGAGACCCUGGCGCUGGCUGGGGCGCUGGCUGUCUUGGGGUGCGCGGGGCCGCUGGAGGAGCGCACGGCCGCACUGAGGGGCCUCGUGGAGCUGGCGCUGGCGCUGCGGCCCGGGGCGGCAGGGGACCUGGCCGGGCUGGCCGCGGUCAUGGGCGCCCUGCUCCUGCCCCAGGUGCGUGGGGAACGGGGUGCGGGCGGGGCCGGCUGCAGAGGGGAGAGGAGGCAGGCUCGCAUCUGUCCCCAGGUGUCGCGGUUGGAGUGCACGUGGCGCCAGUUCCGACGGAGCCACACAGAGGCUGCGCUGGCCUUCGAGCAGGAGCUGAAGCCACUGAUGCGGGCCCUGGAUGAGGGCUCAGGCCCCUGCGAGCCCGGCGAGGUGGCGCUGCCGCACGUGGUCCCCGCGGUGCGCCUGCUGGAGGGCGAGGGCCCGGAGGGGCCGGAGGGGCCGCUGGAGGACAGCUGCGAGCGGCUGCUGCGCACCCUGCAGGGGGCGCGUCGGAUGGCGCGCGACGCCCCGAAGUUCCGCCGGGCCGCUGCUCGGCGCCUGCGAGGAUUCAGGCCUAACCCGGAGCUGAGGGAGGCGCUGAGCACCGGCUUCCUGCAGAGGCUGCUGUGGGGUAGACAGGGCGCCAGGGCACCGAGAACUGAGCGCCUCCAGAAGUUCGAGCACGUCCUCAGCAUCCUGUCACAGCGCCUAGAGCCUGGCCACUAAGAAGGGCACAGAUCCCUCUCCGCACCCACAUGCCCCAGGCUGCCGGGGUCAACCCAGAGACCAGCACUCUGCGAGGCUGAGGCAGGAGGAUCAUAAAUUGGAGCCCAGCCUGGGCAACUCAGAGACCCUGUCUCAAA